This is a messenger RNA of Moneuplotes crassus, 416 nucleotides long. The record is from the annotation of a GenBank genome assembly. NCBI's taxonomy places the organism in Eukaryota, Ciliophora, Spirotrichea, Euplotida, Euplotidae.
AACAUGAACACCUUCUCAAACAACGGAAACUUCGGAGCAAACAAGGUGGAUGAUUACUAUAUAGAUACUAUUGUUCAUCCUAGAAGAGAUAAUAUUGUUUGGAACCUCCCAUGUAACAUGCAACUUAAUGCUGAUGCUGGGAAGUCUUCCAAAUUUAGCUUCUAAGUAAACUUAGAAGUACUUGAAUCAUGGGAUCAUCUUACUUAUCACCAUCCUGCUUCUCUGUAUACGCUAUCUAAAAUUAGCUUUAUGGAGAGACGUGUCCCUUCUGGCUUUGAUGGGCUUAACCAAUUUUAGAGUCACCAACCUAAAAUUGUCAUAGGAACCUAGCUCAUUGGCUGUUGGUUUAAGACACCAGGGAGGAAGAUAGGCUUAAGGCUAAAAUCUCAAGUUUCUUAGAUAAAAAUUCCAAACAC